AAUGGAUCAGCUGAUCUCUAACGAUAUUUGAAAACAACACUUGAGUUUGGGACGCUAAAGUUAGUUUUUAAUUUGGUAAUCGCCACUGAAGUCUAACCCAUGGCAACCAUGUCGCUGGCUGAUUCGAUGGAGCUGCCGGCCAGCCCUUUGUCACGCCUCCAAACGCCCAUGGACGCCCUGUGCCGCGUUUGCCACAUUUCAUCGCCGCGCUGCUUGCCCCUCUUCAAACCACUCAAUAACCUGAUAUCCGGAAAGCUAACUACUCUGGCCAACAUAUUGAGCUACUGCAGCGGUCUGGAGAUCCUGGAGACGGAGCUCUUCCUGCCCCAUCACAUCUGCCCGGGAUGCGUGGCCAAACUUCGGCUCUCGCUGGAAUUCAAGCGGAGUGUCCACCGAAUGGACAGAAUUCUCAGGCAAAGUCAUGCUGACUUUUGCCGCACCAAAAGGAUUAAUGAGUUGACAACUACCGCCGGGAUGUCGCAUGACAUCACCGAGGAUCUUGUCUUUGUGAUCGAUGACCAGAAAGUGGAGGAGGAGCCUGUAGAACAUAUCCCAAAUGAAGAGGAACAGCUGGUUAUUGAAGAAGAUCCAGAGGAAAGUCGGGAGAUAGAGCCAAUGCUGGUGGAGGAUAGGCUGGAUGUGCAACUAGAAGCUCAGAACGAGUUUCCAGAGACGGCAGACCAAGAAGAGUUGGUUCACUUGGAUGCUAAAGCUAGUGAAGAUCUGUACGAGAUUGUCGACGAGCCGGAGCAAACCCAAGAGCCCUUGCCCAACAAAAUCAAGCCUGAAAAAACGCCCCAAUCGUCGCCUCAGUGUCUGAUCCGCAAAAGGGCCUUUCGGUACCACAUAGCCCUCCAUGACCCACCAAAAAAACCUCCGAGAACUAAAGAAUCCCUCCGAAUAGAGCCCCAUCCGCAGGUCAAAGCUGGUAAAGAUCUGUACGAGAUUGUGGUGGAGACAGAGAAACCAGCAGUGGAUGGCGAGAAGCCUUCGGCCAGCAGGAGCAGGCAAUGGAAGCCACAAAACCCCUCAUUGCAGUGUCAGAUCUGCGGCAAACAACUAAGCACCAACAACUCGUUCAAGUACCACAUGCAGCUUCAUGGCACGGCCACGCCAUACGUUUGCAAGAUUUGCGGCGAGUCCUUCAAGACGCGCAAUGCCCACGACGGCCAUGUAACCCUACACGAUCAGAACAAUCCGAACAGGUGUCCCACCUGCUUCAAGGUUUACCGGCAGGCCUCAUCGCUACGCACCCAUCUCCUAAUCCACACCGGCAUCAAGCCAUUCGAGUGCAACAUCUGCGGCAAAAGGCUGACCCAAAAGUCUGGCUACAAGAAGCACAUGCUUACCCACACGGGCGAGAAGCCGCAUGAUUGUGAUAUCUGCGGACGAAGAUUCCGAUACUCAAGCAACCUGAUUGCGCACAAAAGGUGUCACAGCCAGGAGAAGCCGCAUCAUUGCCAGGUGUGCCAGAAGCGAAGCUUCGGCAGCCGAUCGGAGCUCAAUCGCCACAUGCUCGUGCACAGCAGCGAACGGCCGUUUGGCUGUGAGGAGUGCGGCAAGUCCUUCAAGCGACAGGUAUCCCUCAGCAUCCACCUGCAGUCGCAUAAGGAGGGCAUGAAGCGGAGAAAGCUGGACCAAAAAGUGGACGAGCUACGGGAGGAGACCUAAUCACAAACAUAGACUGGACCCUUUGAAUCUCUUGAUAUACUUCUUAUUUAAGCUGCGUGCUCCGGUUUUAACUUUUACAUUUUUGUUUUGUUUAAAGCCCGAUACUUACCCCAAUCAAAAAGGCAACGAAACGAAAAUCUCUAUACCAAAUUGGUUCAUGAAAUUUGUCGUCUGCCAUUCUUGUAUGGAAAUUUUCGCCUGAAAACCGGAUCAUGCCUCUACAUUAAAUUUUUGUCAGUUUUAUAAUUUUCAAAACAGGAAAAAUGUUGUACUAUUAUCCAUUAAUUUUAAGUUUGAGUUGUGCAGCUUCUUAACCAUGGCCAUAUAAGUUCCAUAAAUAACAAUAAGUCGUAUUUUUAGUUUGUUUUUAUUUUCGGUAUUCGCCUUUGUAAAAUAACAAGUUUUAAGUGUUGCUGUUACAAAAUACGCUCUAGGAUUAAAUGUUGUCCCUCUGUUCUCACCUAA
Drosophila suzukii is the source of this 2136-nucleotide messenger RNA. RefSeq names its product zinc finger protein 514. Gene Ontology annotation, molecular function: DNA-binding transcription repressor activity, RNA polymerase II-specific; RNA polymerase II cis-regulatory region sequence-specific DNA binding; zinc ion binding. Gene Ontology annotation, biological process: regulation of transcription by RNA polymerase II. The record is from RefSeq and is a predicted model, not a curated record. Gene Ontology annotation, cellular component: nucleoplasm; nucleus. NCBI's taxonomy places the organism in Eukaryota, Metazoa, Arthropoda, Insecta, Diptera, Drosophilidae.